AUGGUGGACACCGGCAGCAGCUUCGCCAUGACCUACGCCUUCUGCUCCCAGUUCUCCAAAGGCGUCUACGCCAUCAUGGGCCUGUACGACCGGCGCACCGUCAACAUGCUGAUGUCGUUCUGCGGCUCGCUGCACGUCUGCUUCGUCACGCCGUCCUUCCCCGUCCACACCAACAACCAGUUCGUGCUGCAGCUCCGCCCUCAGCUGCAGGAGCCGCUCAUGGCGCUGCUGGAGCACUUCUACUGGAGCCGCUUCGUCUACAUGUACAGCUCCGACUCAGGUCUGUCGGUGCUGCAGAGGAUCCUGGACACGGCGGCCGAGCGCGGCUGGCAGGUCACCUCCGUCAACCUGGACACGCUGACCGAGGCCGCCUUCAUCAAGCUGCUGGCCGACCUGGACUACAAGAAGGACUUCCAGAUCAUCAUCGACUGCGAGCUGGAGCGCCUCAACUCCAUCAUCAACCUGAUUGCUGCUCAGAAGAGGAACCUGAAGAACUACCACUACAUCCUGAACAACCUGGGUUUCUUGGACCUGAACGUCACCGAGUUCCAGAAGCUGGGUCCCAACGUGACGGGCUUCCAGCUGAUGAACCGGUCCGACCCGCUGGUGGAGAAGGUCAACCAGGACUGGCUGGACUUCGACAGCAAGGACCUGAAGUUGGCCCGGAGGAAGCUCAAGUACACCGGAGCUCUGACCUACGACGGCGUCAGCGUCAUGGCGACAGCCUUCCAGAACCUGCGGCGGCAGCGGAUCGACAUCUCUCGCCGCGGUAACGCCGGCGAGUGUCUGGCCAAUCCGCCGGCUCCGUGGGGGCAAGGCAUCGACAUCCAGAGAGCCCUGCAGCAGGUCCGUCUGGACGGCGUGACGGGUCGCGUCCAGUUCGACGAGCGAGGCCACCGGACCAACUACACGCUGUCGGUGAUGGAGCUGAGCCACACCGGACCCAGGAAGAUCGGCUACUGGAACGAGAAGCGGGGCUACGUGAACACGGCCGUCUACAAGCCGGUUCUGGAGGAGUUCCACGGCCUGCAGAACAGAACCUACGUGGUCACCACCAUCCUGGAGGCGCCCUACAUGAUGCUGAAGAAGAACCACGAGCAGUUCGUGGGGAACGACAAGUAUGAAGGCUACUGCGCAGAACUGGCCUCAGAAAUCGCCAAACACGUGGGCUUCAGCUACCGGCUGGAGCUGGUGGGCGACGGGAAGUACGGCGCCCGAGACUCAGAGACCAAGAUGUGGAACGGCAUGGUGGGGGAGCUGGUGUACGGGAAGGCCGACGUCGCCGUGGCGCCGCUCACCAUCACUCUGGUGCGAGAGCAGGUCAUCGACUUCACCAAACCCUUCAUGUCUCUGGGCAUCUCCAUCAUGAUCAAGAAGCCCACCAAGUCCAAGCCGGGCGUGUUCUCCUUCCUCGACCCGCUGGCCUACGAGAUCUGGAUGUGCAUCGUGUUCGCCUACAUCGGCGUCAGCGUGGUGCUCUUCCUGGUGAGUCGCUUCAGUCCCUACGAGUGGCAGGGAGACGAGUCCGACGACGAGGAUGAGACUCUGCCCUCCUCGGCCUCCCGGAGACCUCUGCCCACCUCCUCGUCUGAGCUCACUCAGUCUCCAGGGCUCUCCCAGAACCAGAACCAGCAGAAGGAAAAGGAGGCUCCAGAACACACCAAUGACUUUGGGAUCUUCAACUCUCUGUGGUUCUCUCUGGGAGCGUUCAUGCAGCAGGGCUGUGACAUCUCGCCCAGGUCUCUGUCGGGUCGAAUCGUGGGAGGAGUCUGGUGGUUCUUCACCCUCAUCAUCAUCUCAUCGUAUACCGCCAACCUGGCCGCCUUCCUCACCGUGGAGAGGAUGGUCUCGCCCAUAGAGAGCGCCGAGGACCUGGCCAAGCAGACGGAGAUCGCCUACGGUACUCUGGACGGAGGUUCCACCAAAGAGUUCUUCAAGCGCUCCAAGAUCGCCGUGUUCGAGAAGAUGUGGUCGUACAUGCGCAGCGCCGACCCGUCGGUGUUCGUCAAGAACACCAACGAGGGCGUGAUCCGGGUCAGGAAGUCGAAGGGCAAGUACGCCUACCUGCUGGAGUCGUCCAUGAACGAGUACAUCGAGCAGAGGAAGCCCUGCGACACCAUGAAGGUGGGAGGAAACCUGGACUCCAAGGGCUACGGCGUGGCCACGCCCAAAGGAUCUCCGCUCAGAAACCCUGUUAACUUGGCAGUGUUAAAACUGAACGAGCAGGGCCUGUUGGACAAAUUGAAAAACAGAUGGUGGUAUGACAAGGGCGAGUGCGGCACCGGGGGAGGGGACUCCAAGGUCAGAUCACCAAUCCCAGUAAACCUAGCAGUACUGAAGCUCAAUGAACAAGCCGUCUUAGACAAGUUGAAAAACAAGUGGUGGUAUGACAAGGGGGAGUGUGGACACAAGGACUCCGGCAGAAAGGUCAGUUCUGGAGGUCGCCCGGCCUCCGCCAAGGUCAUGUGUUGGUUUUACCCCCCACCUGCCCCCACCUGCCCCCCACCUGCCCCGUCCUCCGUCAGACCCCAGCAGGUACACUCUGAAAGACCUUUACGCUCCAAUCACCCUCCGAGAGACUUCAGGAAAACAGUGACCGGGUCCAGCCAGUCCCUACGAGUCCUCCCGGAUCCGUCCUGUCACACGACCACACGAAACCAGAACCGGACAUGGACCAUGGAUGACGGUCAUGUGGUGCGUUAUGAUGAGCUGUUUGGAGGUUCAGCCCUCAGCAUGGACCUGGCUGUGUCCUCACCACUGCUCAACGUUUCUCCUCCCUCUGUCCUGCAGGAGCUCAUCGACGCCGCCAUGAUGAGCACCACCCUCGGACCGUCGGCGCUCGGCGGCGAGAACGGCCGCGUGGUGGCUCAUGACUUCCCUAAAGCCGGAGCUCAGGGGUUACCCUGCAUGAGCAAGGCCGCCGGGCUGGGACUGUCCUCCACGGGCAUGUGA
This is a messenger RNA of Stegastes partitus (bicolor damselfish), 2952 nucleotides long. RefSeq names its product glutamate receptor 1-like. Gene Ontology annotation, molecular function: ligand-gated monoatomic ion channel activity. Gene Ontology annotation, cellular component: membrane. The transcript is spliced from 19 exons. Bases 1 to 2952 code for a protein of 983 amino acids. The record is from RefSeq and is a predicted model, not a curated record. NCBI's taxonomy places the organism in Eukaryota, Metazoa, Chordata, Actinopteri, Pomacentridae.